AUACGCGGCCCAUCGAAGCCCGACUUGACUGCCCGAUUUUGACACCGGCCGGCGACGGGAAAUCGGCCUCGCCAAUCUCUCGCCGGCUUCCCUCCGCCCCUGCCCAACGGCGUCUGCGGCGGCGCUCGCGUCAGAUCGCGCACCAAGAAGAGGUGAUCUGCCCGCGCUGCUCUGCUCGGCCCGGUGGAGGCGGGGCUGCCGCAACGGCGGCGAUGGAGAAGGGAGGGGAGGCGGACGGCGGCAGGCCGGAGUACAGCAUCAUCGUGCCCACCUACAACGAGCGCCUCAACGUCGCCCUCAUCGUCUACCUCAUCUUCAAGCACCUCCCGGAUGCCAAGUUCGAAAUCAUUAUUGUGGAUGAUGGAAGCCCCGAUGGAACUCAAGACAUUGUAAAGCAGCUGCAGCAAGUAUAUGGCGAAGAUCGUGUUCUACUGCGAGCUAGACCAAGGAAACUAGGGCUUGGUACUGCAUAUAUGCAUGGAUUAAAGCAUGCUUCAGGGGAGUUCGUUGUUAUAAUGGAUGCGGAUCUAUCUCAUCAUCCAAAGUAUUUGCCAAGCUUCAUCAGGAAGCAAAAGGAAACCGGUGCUGACAUUGUAACUGGCACCCGUUAUGUUAGCAACGGCGGUGUCCAUGGUUGGAAUCUUAUGCGGAAGUUGACCAGCAGGGGAGCAAAUGUUCUAGCACAGACGUUGCUACAGCCUGGAGCUUCUGAUCUGACUGGAUCGUUUAGGCUAUAUAAGCGAAGUGUUUUGGAGGAUGUCAUCUCCUCCUGCGUCAGCAAGGGCUAUGUAUUCCAAAUGGAGAUGAUUGUCAGGGCUACUAGGAAAGGUUAUCACAUUGAAGAGGUCCCAAUCACUUUUGUAGACAGGGUCUUCGGAAUCUCAAAGCUCGGUGGAUCCGAAAUUGUUGGAUAUUUGAAAGGCCUUGUGUAUCUGUUGCUCACAACAUAGGGCGAAAAGACACCACAUGCAUGACUGUUAUAGGACAAACUCUUGUUAGAGUGAUUUUUCUUAUCUUUCACGGCUUGAGCUGCAUAAUUCUGCUAACGUUUUCAGAUCUACAGUUGAAUUAUAUACACUAGUUUUGGUCUGUGAGUAUCCUUA
Aegilops tauschii subsp. strangulata is the source of this 1103-nucleotide messenger RNA. Its product is annotated as dolichol-phosphate mannosyltransferase subunit 1. Gene Ontology annotation, cellular component: endoplasmic reticulum membrane. Gene Ontology annotation, biological process: GPI anchor biosynthetic process; protein O-linked glycosylation via mannose; dolichol-linked oligosaccharide biosynthetic process. NCBI's taxonomy places the organism in Eukaryota, Viridiplantae, Streptophyta, Magnoliopsida, Poales, Poaceae. Gene Ontology annotation, molecular function: dolichyl-phosphate beta-D-mannosyltransferase activity. The record is from RefSeq and is a predicted model, not a curated record.